UGACCAUGUUACUAUUGGACACUGUGCGAUUGGACACCAUGCGUUUCGACACCAUAUUUCUUUGUCGCUCGGCGCACCGACGAUUACCGAGCGCGUGGUCCACACGGAUAAACUCGAUAGACUGAGCCGGCUAUGUAGGGCGCCUCACACUAGGCUCGGCUAAAAGCGGCCCAUGACACCUCUCCUUCUUCUCUCUGCUUGUACGCAAUCGGCUAGAGACAAGUGGAUUUGAAUUUUGUUCCAACUGUUAUAGGCGACUAUCUGUUGCUAGUUUGAUUUACAAUUUUUCUCGUGUCAUAUAGUCAUUCUAAGAUUAUGGAUGGAGAUGAUUAUGAAGCUCUUCGGCAAAGAAAUAUAUCUCAAAGAACAGCUUUUUUUGCAGAAUUUUUCAAAGAUUUAAAGGAGGAGCCAAGCGAAAUUAAAAAUACACAGAACAAACAAUGGAAUGAAAGUGAUUCUGAAAAUCAACCGCCGAAGAAAAGACGCCGUACAGUUGCAAAAGACUCAGAAAGUUUUCAAGGUGGUAGUGUACGUUUACAGUUUCGUCGGAGAUAUAAUACUAGAAGUAGAUCAAAGGUAUCUAACAUUGAUGAAUCUAACGAUUCCGAUAAUGACGAAAAGAAUGAAUCUUCGAAAAAUAAUCGACCGAGAUUGAAGGUUUUAUUUCCUUGGGCGAAACCAUUUCAACGUUAUAUUGAUUUAAUGAAAAUAGUAUGUGAUGUGGAUGAAGAGAAUAAGAGCAGUGAGGAAUAUAGUGAUGAUAAUUUUGAUGACAUUACACAGAACAGAAAACAAGUUAAAUAUAAAAUUCAAAAAUCAGAAUAUGACCCUGAUAAUAUACCAUCUAUUGAUGAAAUUACAGAAAAUAUGUUACAAAAUGUAGCAGAAAGAAGUUCUAGGAAAACAUAUUGCAAAAUUAGAGGUACAUCUUGUCAUCAAUGUAGGCAGAAAACUUUAGAUAUGAAAACAAUAUGUCGAUCAGGAGAGUGCAUAGGUGUUAGAGGACAGUUUUGUGGGCCAUGCUUACAAGGGAGAUAUGGAGAAAAUGCUGUAGAAGCAUUAAAAGAUCCAAAUUGGGCUUGUCCACCUUGUAGAGGCUUAUGUAAUUGUAGUAUAUGUCGAAAUAGAAAUGGUCUUCGUCCUACAGGAUGUAUAGCUCCAAUGGUGCGGUAUGUAGGAUAUUCAUCUGUUAAGGAUUAUUUGCAAGCAGCAGAACUGCAAGAUACAUAGUAAUAUAAUAUAAUUGUAUUAUCUUAAUGCGAACAAUAUCAUUAUGAGUAUUAUAAGAAGCAUAAUCUUGAAUAAUAAUGAUUUUAUAUAAUGUUGAGUUUUCAAGUUCAGAUUCUAAAAUAUAGCUUAAAAUUAAAAACUUAAAAUUUGCAGUUCAAGUACAAGAUAUAUGUUUAUGAAUAAAUGCUUUAUAUACACAUUUAAUAAUAUUUUUCUACACAUGAUAAUAACUACAGCAAAUAAUUUUAAUCGAUGUAUCAAAUCAUAAGCAUUUGAAUAA
Molecule: messenger RNA, 1510 nt
Organism: Harpegnathos saltator (Jerdon's jumping ant)
Lineage: Eukaryota; Metazoa; Arthropoda; Insecta; Hymenoptera; Formicidae
Product: cell division cycle-associated protein 7
Exons: 5
Coding region: 316-1230 (304 amino acids)
Biological process (GO): regulation of DNA-templated transcription
Cellular component (GO): nucleus
Source: RefSeq, a predicted model, not a curated record